Messenger RNA from Podospora anserina S mat+, 2601 nucleotides. RefSeq lists its product as uncharacterized. NCBI's taxonomy places the organism in Eukaryota, Fungi, Ascomycota, Sordariomycetes, Sordariales, Podosporaceae. The record is from RefSeq and is a predicted model, not a curated record. Bases 1 to 2601 code for a protein of 866 amino acids. The transcript has 4 exons.
AUGGCAAGGUGCCAUCGCAGCUUCCUCGAGUCUAAGGCGCUCUCGAACCCCUCAUCCAAGUUGUCUGGCGAAGGAAAGGCGCUCGUUGCUGAUUUCAGAGAAGUGGUGAAGCAAGCAAAGAACCUCCUUCUGUCCAAGAACGAGGGCAACCUGCUUCAGGAUUUCAUCUGGCAAACACAGCAAUUCGACCCCAAAACCGUCAAUGUUCCUGGUGCUCCCGUUGACAAGGACACGGCGCAGCAACAUGGUAACCAGGCUCUUGAGGGUUUCCGCACUCUCGGAACCCUGAUCAUCACCAAUGGCCAGUUCCGCAAGCUUCUCAAGGACGCUACUAUCCUUCUCCGCGAUAUGGCUGGUGACGCCGCCACCAAUGCGGCUGCCCGCGUUAAGCCUUCACAUGAGGAUCUUAACCAGAUCGACACUCCGGCUGCGGACAACACCUGGCACGAGGCCCCCGAUUUCAAGCAAGGCAAGGAGGAGAUGAAGAACAAGUUGGGCAGCUACUACAAGGGUAAUCCCAAGGAGGAUGCGAAGGCUGUUGCUGCCGAGGGCACCUCCACUGCCCAUCCCACUGGAUCCUCUGACCCCAGAGAUUUGGCUGGCACUGCGGCUCGCGAGCAGGCUCAUGGCGGAUCAACCGGCAUCAAUGCUGUCGGUGGUGCCCAGGCCGCCGCUAAUGCCGCAAAGCGCCAGCUCGAUGCCAACCUUGACCAGGAGGCCAAGGACAAGGCCAAGGCGAAGAAGGACGAGUAUCGUGCCCGUACUAAGGAUUACUUCUCCAAGAAGAUGCCCCAGGAGCGCCGCGAGCAGACCAUCUGGCGUCUCAAGAAAAUGGUUCUGGAGUGCCAGCAGCAUCCCGAUUAUCACGCCGCCAUCACCACCUUGUUGAACCUUGCUGAAAUGUACGGUGAUCAUGCCAACCGGUUGGCCAAGGGCGGCACUGGUACUGUCAAGGAGACCCGCACUGGUUUGGCCCAGGCCGAGGGCGACCUCAAGACUUUGAUCGAGCGCUUUGCCAACGGCACUUCCACUGACGACCUUUGGGCCUCGAUCAAUGCCAUCUAUGAGGACGCCGACCGGGAUCCUGAGCUCAAGGGCUGGUUCAGGUCCUUGAACGUCUACAUCCGCCGCUGCCUCCAGGAGCAAGGCUACAUUCUCGACGACGAUUCCAACGUUCAGUGGAACGCCCUCUACGACCAGGGCAACUACCUUCUCCGCACCAAGUACCGCGUCCACACCGAUCGCAUUGUCGAUGAGAUCAAGUUCUUGGGUGACCAGUUUGAUCAGGACCCCCAGAACAAGGCUUUCGCCAACUCGUUGACCAAGCUCUUCACCGAGCUCGGCAAUGAUGAAAAUGGCAAGCCCACCUUCAAGCCCCAUCUGGUCAAGGAUCUUACCGAUGUCAUCCUCCCAGCCAUGUUUGAGAAGAUCGCAUAUAUCCCUGUGCCACGCAUAGAGUACUCUGACCAUCAGAUUGAUGCGGUCAUUGAGAACCUUGUUCUUGAGAGCGACAACUUCAUGCCCAACAUUCUCGAGAUUGCUAGUGAGAACUACAUGCGGUUUGGGCGCAAGAAUUUGAGCAACAAGAGCAAGCACUCGAUCGAUAUCAAGGUUGCCGGAGUCCAGAUGGAUUUGCGCGAUGUCAGCUACUACAUCAAGCGCAAGCAGGGCUUCCCCUCCCUCACCGACACGGGUGUGGCUAAUAUCCUGCUCGCCGGCGAUGGGUUCAGCUUUCGUAUGAAGAUGGCUACCCCCGACGAGCGGGAUUCGCAGAACUUUUUCAAGAUUGACAAGGUGGAUGUUGAUGUCAAGAACCUGCACAUCAAGCUGUCCAAGUCUAACCACAAGCUUCUGUUCGGCCUCUUCAAGCCCAUCAUGCUCAAGGUCCUCCGCCCUGGUCUGCAGAAGGCUUUGGAGAAGGCCAUCAAGGACCAGGCGGUCAAGCUAGAUAGAAUUCUCUUUCAGAUCAAGCAGGAGGCCGACCGUGCCAUGGAUCAGGCCCGUGAGGAUCCCGAGAAUGUUCCCAACAUUUACAACCGCUACGUCACUGCGGCCCAGAAGCAGAUUCUGCAGGGCAAGCAGAAGGCCGAAGCCGUUGCGGCUGACAAGAAGGUCAACUACGCCAUCACCAAGGAGGACAGCAUGUUCCCCAACAUCCACCUUCCUGGCGGCAUCAGCUCCAAGGCCACCGAGUACAAGGAGCUUGCCCGCAAGGGUGACAAGUGGGAGAGCCCUGUCUUUUCGAUUGGCAGCGCCUCCAAGAGCCGUGACAUCCCUCCCGCCCCUACCGUCACUCGCAAGCCGCACACCACCUCGGCUGACACUGCUGCUGCCCAUGGCGGUGCUUAUGCCGGUAAUGACGGUGCUUAUGCUGGCAACGGCGGUGCCUAUACUGGUAACGGCGGUGCCUAUGGUGGUAACGGCAGUGCUCAUGCUGGCAAUGGUGGCGCCUACUCCAACGGCGGUGCCUACUCCAACGGCGGCGCCUAUGCCCAUGGUGGUGCUCUUAAUGGCAGCGCUCUCAAUGGUGGCGCCCUCAAGGACAAGACCCAGCUUCCCCCAGCCGCUACCACGACUGCUCCCGCUGGUUAUGCCGUUUAA